AUGGGAGGGGGCGGGACUAUCGUUGUAGAUGGUGGUAAUGCUUUUGAUAAUGCAGCCUCUUUCGUCGCCGCCACUUCUGGCAGCUCAGAUACGAUUGUUACAGCGGUGGAUAGGAAAGAUGGUGGUGACGACAGCGACGGGGAUGAUGAUAGGCCUUUCUUCGACUUGGAACUUGCGGUUCCGGAUGAAGAUAGAGAUGGAGGAAACAAUGUUGCAGGUGAAGAAAUUGAGGACCAAAACUACAACAUUGACGCAAAAUUUGAUUACGAUUGCUCCGAUGAUGAAAGGGAGUUCGAUUUCGCACUCUCCUACGACGAUCGUUCUGAUCCCAACUUAACUCUAUCUCCUUCCGAUGAUCUGUUCUUUAAAGGGAGAUUAGUUUCCUUCGAGCCAAACUCUUGUUUAGACUCAAAGCCUUCUCAAUACCCUGUCUCGUUGUUGAAAUCAGUCACCAAGUUUCGAGUUUUCUUGUUGAGGUUGAAGAAAUUCUCCAAGUAUGUAAUGCGAAAAUACUUGAACAAAGUUAAGCCUCUCUACGUUAGGGUUUCGAGAAGGUACGAUGAGAAGUUAAGGUUUUCAGGGUCUUUAAAACCAAUCACGUCACCGUAUACAGCGGUUUCGGAGAAGGCAUAUGUGAAUAUUCCGGUAGGGAUUAGAGUGGUUUGUAAGCAUCUGGGAAAGAGUAGGUCGGCUUCCUUCGCCGUGGCGGCGAUAUCUCCGAUGACGGUUUUGUCAAACAGGAGAGACGAUUCUCUGUUGCAGCAAGAUGAUGGAAUCCAAAGCGCCAUCUUGCAUUGCAAGAGAUCCUUUAAUAGCUCUUCUCGAGGUGUUUCAGCUAAAGCUUGUCAAUUGGAUUGA
Messenger RNA from Hibiscus syriacus, 858 nucleotides. RefSeq names its product probable membrane-associated kinase regulator 2. Lineage: Eukaryota; Viridiplantae; Streptophyta; Magnoliopsida; Malvales; Malvaceae. Gene Ontology annotation, cellular component: plasma membrane. The record is from RefSeq and is a predicted model, not a curated record.